AUGGCGUCAAAAUACCACCUGAGAGCUUCCACAUCUUCUGCUUCAGCUUCGAAAUGGAAGUACGACGUGUUUUUGAGUUUCCGGGGUGAAGAUACCCGCAGGAACUUCACGGACCAUUUAUAUGACAAACUGCAGUGGCGAGGAAUCAAAACAUUCAGGGACGACACAGAGCUUGAAAGAGGUACAACUCUUUCUUCGAAGCUGUUGGCUUCAAUUGAACAGUCAAGGUUUGCAGUUGUUGUUCUUUCGCGAAACUAUGCUUCUUCCACUUGGUGCUUGGUUGAGCUUGUCAAGAUUGUUGAAUGCAUGGGAAAGACGGGGACUAUUCUGCCAAUCUUUUAUGAGGUGGAUCCCUCUGAUGUGAGACAUCAGAGAGGGAGCUUUGCCGAGGCCUUUGCUGAACAUGAAGAGAAGUUUUAUGGGGAAGACUUGAAGAAGGUGCGAGAGUGGAGAGAUGCUUUAACAACAGUGGCCAAUCAAUCUGGAUGGGAUUCCAAGGAUUAUAGGUAUGAAACAAAGCUUAUCAAAGAGAUUGUGGAAGCACUAUGGAAGAAAGUACAUCCUACAUUUGCAUCAUCAGAGUCCUCAGAGAAUUUGGUUGGAAUUGAUUCCAAGCUGAUGCGAAUAAAUUUUCUAUUACAAACAAAAGCAAAGGAUGUCUGCUUUCUAGGAAUAUGGGGUAUGGGUGGGAUAGGGAAGACAACCCUUGCUAGACUUCUUUAUCAAAGAAAUUCACAUGAUUUUGAAAUUAGCAUUUUUCUUCCUGAUAUCAGGCUGGUUUCCAGAACACACUGUCUAGUUCAUCUACAACAAACUCUUCUAUGCCAGAUAUUGAAGGAAAAAAACAUUCAAUUAUGGGAUUUUGAUGAUGGAAUGGCCAAGAUAAAGAGCUGUUUUUUUAAUAAAAAGGUUCUUCUAGUUCUUGAUGAUGUGGAUCAAUUAGACCAACUGGAAAACUUGGCCGGAGAAGAAAACUGGUUUGGUUCAGGAAGCCUAGUUAUUGUUACAACAAGAGAUCAACGUAUACUAGUUUCGCAUGGUAUAGAAUUACAAUAUCAAAGCAAGGGAUUGAAUGAGCAGGAAGCUCUUCAGCUCUUUAGUUGGAAAGCCUUUAAGAAAGAUUAUCCUGAAGAAGGUUAUAGGGAACUGUCUAAGAGUAUAUUGGAUUAUGCCAGAGGCCUUCCAUUAGCUCUAAAGAUUCUAGGAUCUUUUCUGUAUAAGAGAGAUCGAGGUGAUUGGGAAAGUGCAGUAGCCAAGCUAAAGAAAGAUCCUAUUGAUCAGGCACUCUUUAAAGCGCUCAGAAUAAGUUAUGAUGGUUUAGAUGAGAUGAGCAAACAAGUUUUUCUUGAUGUUGCAUGUUUCCUCAAGGGGUAUGACAAAGAGCGAGUAAUUCAAAUACUAGAUAGCUCUUUUGGCUUUGACACUCGUAUCGUGAUAAGUGUUCUAAUUGAGAAAUCUCUGUUAACCCUUUUUGACAACCGUGUGGAUAUGCAUGAUCUGAUUCAAGAAAUGGGAAGGGAAAUUGUCCGUUUGGAGUCUGAGCAGGAGCCUGGCCAACGCAGUCAGUUGUGGCAUCGUGACGACGUUUUUCAUGUACUAAAAAAGAAUACGGGAACAGAAGCAAUUAGAAGCAUAGCCAUAUGCUUGCCUAAAGUGGAGGAGUUAGCUUGGAAUCCAAAAGCCUUUUCUAAGAUGUCUAAACUGAAGUUUCUCAAAAUGCAAAAUUUGGUUUUAUGUCAAGGCCCUGAAUAUCUUCCUGAUUCCAUAAGGGUUCUUGAAUGGACUUCGUAUCCGUCAAAAUCUCUUCCACCAAAUUUUCAGCCAGUGGAACUUAUUGAGAUUAUUCUGCAUCAGAGCAAAAUUGAUCAGCUUUGGUAUGGAAUAAAGUACUUGGAGAAGCUGACAAUUAUGGAUCUUAGUUACUCCGAGAACUUGAGAAUGACCCCAGAUUUCACAGGUAUGCCAAACCUUGAGAGGCUGGUUCUUGAGGGUUGUACAAAUUUAGUUGACAUUCAUCCAUCAAUCAUAUCUCUCAGAAGACUUAAAAUUUUAAAUUUUAAGAACUGCCAGAGUAUCCAAAGGUUUCCUGGUGAACUAGCAACGGAUUCUCUUGAAUUGAUUGAUCUUUCUGGCUGCUCAAAAGUCGAUAUACUUCGAAAAUCUGUCAGACAGAUGCAAAAGUUAUCAAAAUUCUGUUGUAGUGAAAUUGGCAUGCAAGAGUUUGAAGUAUCAUGUCAUUCAGUCAGUCCUCACCGGCUGAGUCUGGUAUUGGCUUCUUUUAAACAUUUAUGUUCUCUGAAGGGAUUAUAUCUCAGUGGCUGCAAAUUUGGUGAAGUAGAUAUUCCCAAUGAUAUUGGUUGUUUGUCCUCGUUAGAAAACUUGGAUCUUAGUGUCAACAAUUUUGUCAGCCUUCCUGCCAGCAUUAGUCAGCUUUCUAAGCUGAAGUAUUUGAACUUGGAUGAUUGCAAAAGGCUCGAAGAAUUGCCAGACCUUCCAUUAUUUAGUGGUACAUCUCAUGUGACCGCAGACAACUGUAUAUCCUUGAAAAAGUUUCCAAAUCUACCAGACUUGUGGAGAUUAUCGAAACUAUCCUUUAAGUUUAUCAACUGCUGUAGCCUUGAAGAUGGAGGCAGUUGUUAUAUAAUACGUUCAAUUCUACAGCAGUUUCUUCAGGAACCCCCUCCUUUUUUUGAGAUGUUCAGUAUAAUAAUUCCUGGAAAUGAUAUUCCUUGCUGGUUCAAACAUCGGAUCAUGGAAGAUAUGGUACCAAAUUGUUCUUCACCAAGUAGUAAGUGUAUCGGAUUUGCUCUAUGUGUUAUUUUUGAAGAAAACCCUGGUGUCCUUGGUGAAGAUAAUGAUUUAGAAGCUCAUGCAAACACAGCUUCGUCUUGUUGGAAGUCCGGUGUUUCUAAACCCGCCGGCCUCAGUUUUGAUUUAAACCCAGUUGUUAAGUCGGAUCACCUUUGUUUAUUCCUUUUGCCUUCAAAACAUUACCUUGAAAACAUUGGUUUUCUCUUGGAAACCACAUGUGCUAAAAGAAGCAACGCAUGCUUGAAGGUGAAGGGGUGUGGUGUUCGUGCUCUGUACAAGCAAGACCUGAAAGAGCUCGAAGAACUCAACUUAAUAAUGAAUCGAUGCACUAGAAUUUGUGACAAUAAGUUGGUUCUUAUGAUGAACAGACUCCCUCUUUCUGAGGCGUUUAGUUUUGUAGUUUCUGGAAAUGACAUUCCCGAGUGUUUUGAAACUAGUGUGGAGCGAAACUGGGUGAACAUAGACCGACCUUGUAAUUCAUGUAGUAGUACAUGGAUGGGGUUUGCUUUGUGUGUUCUCUUUGGAGCUGAAGAAAACUCGGGUUCCCUUUGUGAAGAUGGUGACUUAGAACCUCAUAUCAGCUCUGUGUAUUCUUCGUUCCUCGGGAUAAAUGUCUGCAUACAUGGAGAUGGUUUACCUUCUCAUUCAGAACCAGUAAGGAGCGGAAUCGUAAGAGUUGUUCUGAACCACUUUCCGAUGGCCUCGACUUACAACUUGAGAGCCUCCACGUCUUCUGCUUCAUCACCAUCAUCAUCUGGUCAGUGGAAAUACGACGUGUUCUUGAGCUUCAGGGGUGAGGAUACCCGCAAGAAGUUCACCGACCAUUUAUACGACAAAUUGGAGUGGCGAGGAAUCAAAACCUUCAGGGACAACCCAGACCUUGAAAGAGGUACAACUAUCUCUCCGGAGCUCCUGUCUGCAAUCGAACAAUCAAGGUUUGCAGUGGUUGUUCUGUCGCCAAAUUAUGCUUCUUCCAAGUGGUGCUUGCUCGAACUCGCAAAGAUCGUUCAAUGCAUGGGAAAGAGGGGGACUAUUCUGCCGAUCUUUUAUGAGGUGGAUCCCUCUGAUGUACGACAUCAGAGAGGCAGCUUUGGGGAGGCUUUUGCUGAGCACGAUAAGAAGCUUUCUGGGGAAGACUGGAAGAAGAUGCAAGAGUGGAGAGAUGCUUUAACCAAAGUGGCUAAUCUCUCUGGCUGGACCUCAAACGAUUACAGGUAUGAAGUAGAACUUAUCAAAGAGAUUGUGGAAGCACUAUGGCAGAAAGUUCAUCCUACAUUUGCCUCAUCAGAAUCCAAAGAGCAUUUGGUCGGAAUUGAUUCGAAACUGAUGGAAAUUGAUUUUCUUUUGGAUACAAAAGCAAAUGAUGUUUGCUUUCUAGGAGUAUGGGGUAUGGGUGGGAUCGGGAAGACCACCCUUGCUAAACUUGUUUAUCCCAGAAUUUCUCAUCAUUUUGAAGUCAGCAUAUUUCUUCCUGAUGUCAGGCAGGUGUCUGCAGCACAAGGUCUAGUUCAUCUACAAGAAAAACUCCUGUGCCAUAUUUUGAAUGAAAAAAAUAUUCAAGUACAGGAUGUUGAUGAUGGAGUGGCUAAGUUAAGGAGGUGUUUGUUUAAUAAAAAGGUUCUUCUAGUUCUUGAUGAUGUGGAUCAAUCAGACCAACUGGAAAACUUGGCCGGAGGAAAAGACUGGUUUGGUUCAGGAAGCAUGAUUAUUGUUACAACAAGAAACCAAUAUUUGCUAACAUCGCAUGGUAUAGAGAAACAAUAUAAGAGCAGGGGACUAAAUGAGGAUGAAGCUCUUCAGUUCUUUAGCUGGAGAGCCUUUAAGAAGGACAAACCUGAAGAAGUUUAUAGGGAACUGUCUCUGAGUAUAUUGGAAUAUGCCAGAGGCCUUCCAUUAGCUCUUAAGAUUUUGGGAUCUUCUCUGUGGAAGAGAGAUCAAGAGGAUUGGGAAAGUACAGUGGCUAUGCUAAGGAAAGCUCCUAUUAAUGAUGAUAUCUUUAAAGUGCUCAGAAUAAGUUAUGACGGAUUAGAUGAGGUGUGCCAACAAGUUUUCCUCGAUAUUGUAUGUUUCUUCAAGGGGAAUGACAAAGAACGAGUAAUUCAAAUACUCAAUUCUGCUUUCAGCUUCGACAUUCGUAUCAAAAUAAAUGUUUUGGUUGAGAAAUCUUUGUUAACUACAUAUGACAACUGUGUGAACAUGCAUGAUUUGAUACAAGAAAUGGGAGAGGAAAUUAUCCGUUCAGAGUCGGUUGGGAGAUCCAGUCGGUUGUGGCUUCUUGACGACAUCUUUCCUGUAUUGAAACAUAAUUUGGGAACAGAAACAAUCAGAAGCAUAGCCUUACACUUGCCUAAAUCGACAGAGUUAGCUUGGAAUCCCAAUGCUUUCUCGAAAAUGUAUGAACUAAAGUUUCUGAAAAUGCAAAAUUUAGUUCUCUGCCAAGGCCCUGAUUGUCUUCCUGAUACCCUAAGGUUUCUCGAAUGGAUUUCGUAUCCAUCAGAAUCUCUUCCACCAAAAUUUCAGCCCGUGGAACUUAUUGAACUUAUUCUGCAUCAUAGCAAAAUUCAUCAGCUUUGGGACGGGAUAAAGCACAUGAAGAAGUUGAUACAUAUUGAUCUUAGUUACUCCGAGAACCUGGAAAUGACCCCAGAUUUCACAGGAAUUCCGAAUCUUGAGAGGCUGAUUCUUGAAGGCUGCACAAAUUUGGUUAAAAUUCAUCCAUCAAUUGUGUCUCUGAAAAAACUGAAACUUUUGAACUUCAAGAACUGCCGAAGUAUUGAGAAUCUUCCAGGUGAACUAGAAAUGGAUUCUCUUGAAAUGAUUGAUCUUUCUGGCUGCUCAAAAGUAAAUGUAUUUCCACAAUUUGUGUCACGGAUGGAAAAGUUGUCAGAACUUUCUUUUGGUGGAAUUGGUGUGCGAACUUCUGAAAUACAGUGUGAUUUAGCGGGUGCUGAACACUCACUGAGUCCAGUAUUAGCUUCUUUAAAACAUUUCUGUUGCUUGAAGAGAUUAAAUAUCAAUGACUGCAAACUCGGUGAAGGAGCAAUUCCACGUGAUAUUGGUUGUUUGUCCUCCUUAGAGGACUUGGAUCUCAGUGUUAACAAUUUUGUCAGCCUUCCUGCAAGCAUCAUUAUGCUAUCGAAGCUUAAGAGUUUGAACUUGGAAGAUUGCAAAAGGCUUCAACAGUUGCCACGCCUUCCAUCAUUUAGUGGCAUAUGUGAUGUGAACGCUAGCAACUGUAUAUCCUUAAAAAAAUUUCCAGAUCCACCAAAGUUGUGCAGCUUAUGGAAACUAACCUUUAACUUUAUCAACUGCUGUAGCCUCAAGGAUGGAGGCAGUUGUGAUACAACACGUUCAAUUCUACGGCGGUUCCUUCAGGAACCUCCUCCUUUUUUCGAGAUGUUCAGUAUUGUAAUGCCUGCAAAUAAUAUUCCCUGUUGGGCAGAAGGUCGAAGUAUUGAACAGUCAGUGAGAGGGGCGGCACCAGGUUCUCGUAGAAGUAAGUGGAUGGGGUUUGCUCUAUGUGUUCUUUUUGGGGCUGAAGAUGGGGCUGAAGAAAACCUGGGUGCCCUUGCUGAAGAUCAUGCAAACACAAGUUUGUGUUCAUGGAAGCCUGGUCUCUUUGUACCCGCCAGUUUCAGUUUUAAUCGAAACCAAGUUGUUACUUCAGAUCACCUUUGUGUAUUGCUUCUGCCUUCAAAACAUUAUCCAGCGAAUACUGAUUUUAAAGAACUCAUCAACUCUCUGUUCCAAGGCAGCCCAGGCUUGAAGGUGAAGAAAUGUGGUGUUCAUACACUGUACAAGCAAAAAGUGGAAGAACUCGACUUGAGAAUGAGGCGAUACGAGGAAUGUGCUUUUGAUAGGUAUGGGAGGUGUGACGGGGUGCAAGUGCAACCUGAGUUCAGUCGCAUAAUUUCUGGAAAUCACAUUCCUGUGUGGUUCAAAAUUAUAGGGAAGGGAGACUCAGUGAUCCUAGAGCGGCCUUGUAUCUCAUGUUGUAGUACGUGGAUGGGGGUUGCUUUAUGUGUUCGUUUUGGAGCUGAAAAAAUAUGUGACGCUGCUGAUGCAAGUGAACGUGCACGAAAAAGAUGUCGCAAAGAUUCACUCACAGAACUCCUAAACUAUAAUUUUGGCAAAGGAUUACCAUCUCAAGCACAUGCCAUUUGGUUUUAUUGGAGCGCCUUCUCUCGCCGCAUAUACAGUAUUGUAAGUUCAUCAGAUCACCUUUGUGUAUUCUUUAUUCCUGUUUAUGAGUUUCUGGGUAUACCAAAACGGGUCCAGUUUGAGUUAAAAAGCGACGCAUGCUUGAAGGUGAAAGGGUACGGGGUCCGUUCUGUGUACAAGAUUGACUUGCCCAUGGAUUUGGCGAACCAAAGUUUAGAAGAUCAACUGCUCUGGUCAAUAAACAAUUGUUGAUCUUCAUGAAGCAGUCCAUCUGAUGAAGGUCCUGAGGACUGGCAUCAAACGCAGUGCCCCAUCUCAUGAAGAUCCUCAAGUUUGUACAAACCUAGAUUUUGUGUUUAAAUUACCAUAAAUCUCGGCUAAUACCAUUUGGUCUGGUUGUACUGCUGCUUACUUUGUAAGUAGACGAUCCUGAACUUUCUGCUGUGCACUUGAACAAUCAUCUCCUGCUUCUUGUUCUCUCACUCAAUUAGCAGUAUACUGUACGGCAACUCUUCAUUGUAUUGUUGACAUCAGAGAUAGCAGAUCAAGAGUUGAACGUAAACAGUUGCUGCUGAUGAGACUUGUAGCCUGAGAAACUAACCAGAGACGACGCAACCUCAAAUCCAACACUCUUGAUAUGCCACUCACUCUACAAGCUGGUAUUUAUUCUAUAUUUAUCGGUUACUAAUAUCGGUUACUAAUAUGGAUUACAGGUGCUGGCAUUACAAUUUUUAGCAGUACCUCAUUAUCAUCAUUGGUCUAAAGGAUAAAAUUCAGUAGGUGAAUUU
Fragaria vesca subsp. vesca is the source of this 7760-nucleotide messenger RNA. RefSeq lists its product as uncharacterized. The transcript is spliced from 11 exons. The record is from RefSeq and is a predicted model, not a curated record. Lineage: Eukaryota; Viridiplantae; Streptophyta; Magnoliopsida; Rosales; Rosaceae. Gene Ontology annotation, biological process: defense response; signal transduction. Bases 1 to 7224 code for a protein of 2407 amino acids. Gene Ontology annotation, molecular function: ADP binding; protein binding.